Molecule: messenger RNA, 1532 nt
Organism: Acomys russatus (golden spiny mouse)
Lineage: Eukaryota; Metazoa; Chordata; Mammalia; Rodentia; Muridae
Gene: Bckdha
Product: branched chain keto acid dehydrogenase E1 subunit alpha
Exons: 9
Coding region: 26-1369 (447 amino acids)
Biological process (GO): branched-chain amino acid catabolic process
Molecular function (GO): oxidoreductase activity, acting on the aldehyde or oxo group of donors, disulfide as acceptor
Source: RefSeq, a predicted model, not a curated record
AAAGGAGGAGUGGUUAUUAGUCAAGAUGGCGGGGGCAAUGUCUGUGGCCAAGUUCUGGAGGCCGAGCCGUGGCCUGGGCCAGGCUGCCCUCCUGCUGCUGGGGCGGCCUGGGGCUCGGGGCUUAGCUAUAUCCCGCCCCAGCAGGCAGCAGCAGCAGCAGCACUUCCCAUCCCUGGACGACAAGCCCCAGUUUCCAGGGGCCUCUGCAGAGUUUGUAGACAAGCUUGAGUUCAUCCAGCCCAAUGUCAUCUCCGGCAUCCCCAUCUAUCGUGUCAUGGACCGCCAGGGCCAGAUCAUCAACCCCAGUGAAGACCCCCAUCUGCCCCAGGAGGAGGUGCUGAAGUUUUACAGGAGCAUGACGCUGCUCAACACCAUGGACCGCAUUCUCUACGAGUCCCAGCGGCAGGGCCGGAUCUCCUUCUACAUGACCAACUAUGGCGAGGAGGGGACACAUGUGGGGAGUGCCGCCGCCCUGGACCGGACGGACCUGGUGUUCGGCCAGUACCGGGAGGCAGGUGUGCUCAUGUACCGGGACUACCCUCUGGAGCUGUUCAUGGCCCAGUGCUAUGGCAACGUGAGUGACCCAGGCAAGGGGCGCCAGAUGCCCGUUCACUAUGGCUGCAAGGAGCGCCACUUCGUCACCAUCUCCUCUCCGCUGGCCACACAGAUCCCUCAGGCGGUGGGAGCAGCCUAUGCUGCCAAGCGCGCCAACGCCAACCGGAUCGUCAUCUGUUACUUUGGUGAGGGGGCAGCCAGUGAAGGGGAUGCCCACGCCGGUUUCAACUUCGCUGCCACCCUGGAGUGCCCUAUCAUCUUCUUCUGCCGCAACAACGGCUAUGCCAUCUCCACACCAACCUCCGAGCAGUACCGUGGGGAUGGCAUAGCGGCUCGGGGCCCUGGCUACGGCAUCAUGUCAAUCCGCGUGGACGGCAACGAUGUGUUCGCGGUGUACAACGCCACGAAGGAGGCCCGGCGGCGGGCUGUGGCGGAGAACCAGCCUUUCCUCAUUGAGGCCAUGACCUACAGGAUUGGGCACCACAGCACCAGCGACGACAGCUCAGCAUACCGUUCAGUGGACGAGGUCAAUUACUGGGACAAGCAGGACCACCCGAUUUCGAGGCUGAGGCAGUACCUGCUGAGCCGGGGCUGGUGGGAUGAGGAGCAGGAGAAGACCUGGCGGAAGCAGUCACGGAAGAAGGUGAUGGAGGCCUUUGAGCAGGCCGAGCGGAAGCUAAAGCCGAGCAUAAGCCUGCUCUUUUCUGACGUGUACCAGGAGAUGCCUGCCCAGCUCCGCAGGCAGCAGGAGUCACUGGCACGGCAUCUGCAGACCUAUGGGGAGCACUACCCUCUGGACCACUUUGACAAGUGAUGCCCUAGCCACCCUGGGGCAGUCCUGUGCUGAAUGGGGCAGGGUGCUGGCAAGAUUCUGCCCCUCCCUAGUCAGCGCUACUAAGAUGCUCAGUGGCCAGGGUGGCACCCCAGACUGUCGUGGGGUAACUCCCACUCCCCAUUUCUGCUCCCCCAGGCUACUU